CUCAACCAACCGCAGGGCAAGUACACACACGAGUGUGACAGCUCUCGCUGAUCCGGAGGGUCCGCCUACGCUUGUGUGUAGCACGAGGGAGCUCAGCUGCCAAGAAACAACUCGUGGAUCAGGAAGGACCGACGCCAUGUCGAGAUCGCAGCGGCACGCGAAUGGAGGAGGGAAGGGCAACGCGGAUGUUGCCAAGUACCGCGAUGCUUGCCCGGCAAGCCGCUCCGACUCUGAGAUUGUGGAGCUGGUGAAAAAGAUGGGAGGUGACCAGGCCAAGAUCCAGAGCGCUCUUGAGGACUGGUGGCAAAAUGACCAAGGUGAGUGGGCCACCGCCACGACGAAGAAGAAGAAGCAGACCGCUCCUCAGCAGCACCACCACCACCCUCGUGGCGGCGGCGGUGGCUACGCCAACGGGCGGGGUGUGGACGAUCGAAGGGGCGGGCGCGGAGGCAUGGCGGACAAGAUGCGGGGGCUCCGCCUCGACGGUGACCGCGGCGGCUACCGCGGAGGAGGCGGCGGCGGCGGGCGGGGUAGGGGACGCAGCGCCCCCCCGGCCGGCGGCCGUGGUGGCGGCGGUGGCCGCGGGAGCGGCGGAUCUCACCUCUCAGGCGGCUGGGGCGGCGCCUCUGCUCCCAGCGGCGGCGGAGGCGGCGGCGGCGGUGGGGCUUGGAACGGCAGCAGCAGGUCAAGUUCAAUCCCUCCUCAGGUCGCCAAUUCGUCGACGGAGUCUAGCGGUGGCUGGGCAGUGUCGGCAAAGGCACCGGCGGCCGGAAGCGCGUGGACCGGCGACGGUCCCACCGCAGUAACUGAAGCCGCCGCCGCAGAUGCAGGCACCGAUUCGUCCUCCCCCGCUGCCGCGGUGACGGCCGCGUCCGGAGGUGGAGGGUGGGCAGCAGCCGUAGGAGGCAGCGCGCCGACGUCAUCGCCGGGACCCUCUGCUACCGCCGCGGCGGCAUCGGGCAGCGCCUCCGGAUGGAGCGGCGGGAGCGGAGCCGCUGAUGCUGCUGGGUCUUCGUCUUCUUCCCAGGCGCCGAUGGCGCAUAACGGUUGGUCGAGCAGCGCGCACGACCCCGUGGCUCCGGGACCGGUGGGCAGCGGAAGCGGCUCACUCGGAGGAGCAACAGCAGGCGGCGCGGCGGCGGGCGCCCCUCAGCCACCGCCGCCAAAGGAGGAAGACGCGACUGCCUGGGCGCAGUCGAACCUGCCAGCGACCUCGGCGUGGAGCCGCGGCGCGGCCACGAUCAUCAACCCCAAGCCGAAGCCGGUGCCCGUGGCGCCGGCGCCUGCGGCGCCUACGGCACCGCCGGCGCCCGCCGCGCCCGCCGCUCAGCCCGCCGCCCAGCCCGCACCCGCACCCACCGCCGCCGCCCACCCCACCCUUCCGGUAGUGGCAUCGCCCGGAAGGGAAGCGGUAGCGGCGACGCCGCCGCAGACCCCCCGACCGCAGGGCUCCAUGCCUUCGGUGGCGGAAACGGCGGCGGCGGUGGCUUCGCCCGCGAUUGGGUCCCCCGCGGUGGCGGUUAGCUCGCCGUCGCCGGUGGCGCGUCCGGCGGUGUCGGCGGCCGCUGUCGCUGUCACCCCGCCGGUGCAGGUGGCGAGCGACUCGGCGGCGGUGGCGGCCGCUGCUGCGGUGGCGGCAGCGCCAUCGCCUGUAACGGCGGCUGCAGUGACCCCGGCGACUGCUCCUGGUUCUCAGCUCCACCUUCAGAAGGCGCAGGCACAGGAGGCUUCGGCCGUGUCUAAGCCUACAACAGCCACGGGCGCCUCUGCCCCCGGGGAGGGCCUGAAGAUGGGCAAGUGGGGAUUGAGCGACACGAUCGCCAACGAUGAGUCGUUCUUGAGCUUCGGCCAGCUGUCGUUCGGCGUACCGGACGUUGGGGGUCCGGAAAGCCAGUCCCAGCAAACAUCCACGUCAGUCGGGACGAGCGCUGGAAACGGGUGGGGUGCGACGUCGGGGUCGGCUAUGGGUUGGGGAACCAAGGACACGGCGACAUCCCCCGUGGAGACUCCGGGUACCAAGCCACCGGGCUUCUCGUCUACGGUAACGGCGUCGCCGUCGGUGCCGGUAGGCGCGGGGCCACCCCCGGGGCUCCCUCCCCUAGGCAACGUGAAGCAGGUGCAUGAGCUGGAGGCAGAGAUGGACAGCCUUAACAACAAGCCGCACUCGCAGUUCUCACAGGUGUCGAAGGCUCAGAGCAAGCUUCCGGCUGCGCAGCAGCCGCAGGUGCAGCCGCAGCAGUCGCAGCAGCAGCAGCAGCAGCAGCCAGUUCAACAGGUGCCUUCGCCAGCGUCGUCGUCGUCUUUGACCCACCAGGGUGGGCACAGCCAACAACACGGGCAACAGCAGCACCAGCACCAGCACCAGCACCAGCAGCACCAGCACCAGCACCAGCAGCACGUGCCCUCGUCGUCGCCGUCUUCCGUGUCGACGACGCCCCCGGUGCAGCACCAGCAGCACCAGCAGCACCAGCAGCACCAGCCGCAGCAUCAGCAGGCACACAGCCAGCAACAGCCGCAGCACCAACACCAGCAACAGCACCAGCAACACCAGUCGCAGCAGGCGCACAGCCAGCAGCAGCACCAGCGGCCGGCGAGGCAGCAAGGAGGCCGAGGUGGCUACAACAGCAAGCCGCAGUACUCGAACAGCGGAUCUCUCCCUCAGCAGGGAGGAAACAGCAACAGCGGCAGCAACUUCUACGGCAGCAGCAACAGCAGCUCGGGGCUGUCGAGCUCCGCCAAGCCCGCGCCGGGCGGGGUCUAUUCCGCGCCGACGCCGACCUCCACCCACAGCGGUGCCGGCAGCGGCAGCGGCCACGGCAGCACCUCCCACGGGUCGCCGGGGUCGACAUCGACGGCGGCCUCCAAGACUCUGUACGGCGGCGGCGGCGGGGGGCAGCAGACUGGCAGCGGCGGCGGCGGCGGCGGGAGUUCUAGCGGCGGCGUUUCGGGGAGCGGGGGACCGGGCGGUAUGGGAGGGAUGCAGCAAGGGCAGCAGGCACCUCAGCAGGCGCCACCCCCGCAGCAGCAGCAGGGAUACGCGCCCACACCGCCCGGGAUGCCGGCACAAGUGGGGUACCAGUACACCCCUUCCGGCCAGGCCUACGGCAGCAUUUACUACGGCCAGCAGGGGCCGGUCCAGUCCAACCCCUACCAGUACGGGUACCCGCCACACCAGUACCCGCCGAGCGCAAGCCAGUACCAGCAGGGGGGCGGCGGACAGCGCUUCCCGAACAUGCCUCGCGGGUACCCGGCUACCGAGUACGGGAGCCAGGGCGGGAUGGGGAUGGGCUACGGCCAGAUGGACUACUCGGCAAGCAGCCAGUACGGUGUCCCGCCAAACGGGAACGGGUACAUGAGCGAAGUGGGCAAGGAGCAGUACGGCGACUUCGGCCAGGACCAGUUCGGCAUGCCCCAGCAGAUGUCCGGCCAGGGUGGCGGCGGCGGCGGCGGGAGCGGCGGCACCUCAGGCGGCACAGGCGGCGCCGGCAGCGGCGGCGGAGGCGGUGGGUCGGUCGCCUCCGGUUCGAGCGGCCUGGGCGCCCCAAGCUUGUCGGCGGUAUCUACGACGGCCGUCUCCGGCGGCGGCAGUGUUGGCGGCAGCGUCUCUGACAAGGUUUCCUCGGGCUCGCAGCUUUCGGGCGGUGCCAGCGGCGGCGGCAGUGCGGGAAGUGGCAGCGGAACCGGCGGCGGCGUGAACAGCCACUACGGCGGCGGCGGUGGGCACAACAGCCAGGGCAGUCGCCAGGCGCAGGGCAUGUACGGCGGCGGGCAGGGCAGCGUUCCCCAGCAGGGGGACAGCCAAGGCGGUCACGGAUGGCAGGGGCAAGGCUCCGCCUACCCGGGCCACCACACGUCGAACGCCGGAGGGUGGGGAGGGGGGGCGGGGAUGAUGCCCCCAGGCGGCCCCCAGCACCACUACCAGCAGAGCCCCCCCCCGCCCGGCGGAAGCAUGCAGUCUCAGCAGUACGGCUACGGCAGCACCGGUAACGGCGGCGACUCCUGGGGCAACGGCCGCUAAGAUACGAUCGGCCUUUCCUCUGGUUCCUAUCGUCUCUCUCCGUUUUGGCCCUCCGGUUCGGGUGGGGGUUGCAAACGGGGGCGGGGGGGUGGGGGGUUCGUGUGACUCUGACUUGACUGCUGGGGUCGCUCUUAUUUCCGGAACAUGCGGCUAGUCGUGGUGUUCUGUGUGUGGAAGGGGGCGCCGCGGGUGGAUCCCGCAGGAGGAGGGCGGUGUCCUCCCGGCCUUCCGAUGGACUGGCGGUAGUUUCAACCGACUCGACUCUCCCUGGCUGUUUUUCUUCUGUGUUUUGGUGUGAAUCUUCUCCAUCGUUUUGGUUCUGUUCUGUUCUGUUCUGUCGGUGGGUAUAGGCUGUUUGUUGGUCACGGCUCGGUCCGGUCCGGUCCGGUUCGGUUCGGUUCACGUUUGGUUUCUUUUCGUGGUAUGGUUUGAUUCGGGGGUAUCUCGGGGAGUAUUUCGGUCUGUUGUGGCGUUUGGGUUUCCCUUCGUUGGUUGAGAGGUUCCGUCUAAUCUUGGACUCUCUCUCGCUGCUUUUCCUUGCUGUCUCUUCUUUUCAUUUGACCGCUCUCUGUUUUUUGUCUUGCGCCUAAACCUCGAAGCGUGACAGGAGGUACACACGGGGGUUGAGGGCAGGGCGACAAGAGGAAGAUGAAACACGGCAAAUUAGUGAAGAGUUGGAAGACCUGUUUUUUUUUCGAGUGCACAUGUUUUUUUUUUAUUGCCAAGGACAGGGGUGGUUGUUCGGCUGUUGUUACCCGACCUCCCUCUUUUUCGCCGAGUUUGUCGUGAACUGCUAGGCAAGAGGUGUAAAGAGAGAGAGAGAGAGAGAGUAGCGGGUAGCUCUUAACGAUGCAGGAUCGAAAGUGUGUGGAGGGGGGGAUAUAGUUGGACGUGUGUUCAGGCGCGACGUGGGGCUCCGGAAAUUUAGAGGGAAGGCCCUACACCGCCUGCCUCCGCGUCUUCAGAAGAAUGUGCGCUCGUGAUGCUGCAUUUUCAAUAACAUCGCGGAGGAAUGAUAUAUAAAACACCGCCAUCCCGUAGAUGGCUGUAACAGCAGGGAACGUGGCGUUCUCGACCUUGAAGAAAGAAAAGGCAGUGUGUGUGGGCGGCGAGAGGCUCAUGUCUGCUUCCUUUCCCCAACGAUGGCGAUGGGCGGUGCUAAUAGGGUAGUAAGUAAUUCUGGCACGCGAACGCUGUCUGUACCAUGAACUAGCUGUGAACUGUUGCCGUCAUGUCUUCUUGUGUUUGAAGGUGAGGCCACGGGUCUUCAAACUCCCUGCUCUGGUGACGUCAUAUUUGCGUAGGACGGGAGGAAGAGAGAGAAAAAACGAGAUGCCUGUGGACAAGCGAUAGAUGUAUCGGUGUGGAUCAUCAGGGAAGAAGAGGAACGAUUUUUCGUUCGGCCCGUUGCCGUCAAAUAGUCUGUUUCCAACACAACAAAACUUCGGGUACACAACACAAAAAUCGGUGGUCGGGGGGGGGCUCGCUCCCAGCAGCAGAAGCAGCAAAUACAAGGUUGGGUGUCCGUACCUGGAGGUACUACAUCUAAAAGGUGUGGGAGUUCGCUCCUAUCCAUUUCUGCUACAGUGAUCUUGGGUCGUUACCUCAACGAAUAACGUCAGGCAUCUCUCUGCGAGGUUGAAUAACAUGAACGUGAAGGGUCGGCCCCCUCGCGAUUGGGUGUCGUUGGCGUGUGCUCUUUCUUACGAGUCUCUCGGCGGGGAGGUGGCGCUUGCUCGUUCGUUCUGCGGCGACCCCGCCGGGUAGAGGACUAGUAGUAGAGGGG
Molecule: messenger RNA, 5804 nt
Organism: Ectocarpus sp. CCAP 1310/34
Lineage: Eukaryota; Phaeophyceae; Ectocarpales; Ectocarpaceae
Source: the annotation of a GenBank genome assembly